Molecule: messenger RNA, 15873 nt
Organism: Bradysia coprophila
Lineage: Eukaryota; Metazoa; Arthropoda; Insecta; Diptera; Sciaridae
Gene: poe
Product: E3 ubiquitin-protein ligase-like protein poe
Molecular function (GO): zinc ion binding; protein binding
Source: RefSeq, a predicted model, not a curated record
UUUAGUGUGGUCAGAGUGCCACACAAAUAUUCCGAUCAGAACGAAAAAGAUUGCUGAAGAAGGAAGGUGUAACAUGGACUGGCAAUCAGUGAUAAAACCAUUAGCCGGAUCCUUAUCCGGCACACUAACCAAAACACUUAAUAUAGCAAAAGCAAUCAUAAAAGGACAAAAUGAUAUACUGGAGCACGACGAAUCAUAUGACAUGUUCUACGGUUCUCUCGUAUGUUUGGCUGCCACAUCAGUCAGCGGCCAGUGUAACUCAGUUUCACAAAGCAACUUACCUAUUCUCACCGAAGCGAGCAGUAUUCUGAUCCGAUUCAUCGUUUCGAAAUUGGAGAAACCACUGAACGCAGACACAAAACUAUUUCUGCCGAAAUUUUUGCCGGCUCUCAAAUGUCUUAGCGAAGGUCAAGCUUUGAGUAGAGAUGAAGACAUUGCCACAUUGACAACAAUAUUGCGCAAUGCAAAAUGUCCCGAACAUGUCAAAUCGACCACAUCUACCAACGAAAAAGACAGCAAAUGCGAGAUAAAAGCGUCUCGAUCAGACCUAUCCAGCGUCAUCCUACAACAAUUGACCACUCCAUUGGGCGUUUCAAGUGCUUACGUUUGGACGCCAUUGAGCGAGGAGUUGGCUGAUUGUUCGGAACUCUUCGUUAGAGCCAACACUGAUUUGAUGGAAGCGUUAGGCGUUGGCGACAUCAUUUUACGAGUGUGUACAGGUCUACCCAGCCUAUCGAAAUACUAUCAACGAUAUGAGGACACUACAGUCCACGGAAAGCCGUUGUUUCUUCCGAUCCAGACAACCGAUGCCACUGUCGUGAAAAAUUCAAUGUCACAGAUGUCAGCCGACAUGUCAAUUCUAUCGUUGGCUGUGUCGCUACCGAUUCUCGAACCACUCACUCCCAGCAAAAUUAAGCAACUUUCUCAAUGCGAAAUGUCAGCCUUGUAUUGUGCGGUGCUGACUUCGAUAGCUGGUAGCGUGUUAAACACGUCCAGUUCACAGAAAUCUCUGGCAAGUACUGGGUCUGGUGUAUGCGAAUGUGAGGAGUCUGGUGACGACGAUCCGGCAAGAAAUAUUGUCGACAAAGCACUGGAAAUAUUCAACACAGUCGGGGACAAAUUCCGCACGACCCGCGAACACAUUUACCAGAAUCAUUUGUGUGUUGGUGCCUGGUUACUGGUGUCCGGCAUACAGGGAGCAAUGGGAGCGUCGGGAAGUAAUGUGAGACUGACACAAACGUCAUCGGACGAGAUUCCAAAUGCGAAGGGUAAAAGCCCGUCACGUUCAACCCCUGAUCCAACAACAGCAUCAACAACUGGACGUGUGAAUCUCAUCAAAGUACAACAAGGAUUUGGUGUAUUAAAUGCCGCAAUAGCCAAUCAUACAUUGCUAUUGUUGACGGAAUUAAUUGGCGAUUUGGUGGAUGUUGAGCCUCGAUCGGAUGAGGAAGCCAAAACAACCGAUCCGGCAGACUUCGAUAUAAUGGGAAAAUUUUCAUCUUUGCAACGUGUCAUCCGUGUGCUCAACACAGCGACCAUGCAGCAGUUGUUAACUUUUUUGGCCACUGUUUCGUACCGAAAGGCAUGUCAAAUGAAGCGUGUGAACAUAAAGAGCGAUGGAGGUGAUCCCGUUAGCUACAGCGAUUCAACAACGUACUACAAUGACACUAUUUGUUCGUCGGAAGACUCUGAGUCGGACGAAGAAGACAGCUACUUGGGAAUCUGGUUCAAAGAAACAUUGUCACCCGAAUCGAAGGAAACCCACGUUGAGUCAUCGACACAGGAAAAAUCAUCGGAAGGACAGCGCGGAAGUGCAAUGGUUUCGGCUAAAGAUGAACCGCACGAGUAUUUGGAGUUGUCGGCCGAGAUCUUUUCAUUUUUGGACACUUCACUAGGCAGCAACCACAAAUUCCUUCACAAGUACGUAAAGUCAGGUCUGAGUGAACAACAGAUGGUUUUACUGGCCAAUAUCCUCAAAGAUUUGGACCGAGAUGCUGCUCGUGGUGAACAGGAUAUGUUUGAUACUCAGUGGCAACGAGCUAUGAAUAAAUUUGCCGGAUCGCUGGGUCGAUAUUUGCACAAUCUACUGUCCGGGGGACAGGUCAGUGAAUCAUUGCAAUCGUCAUUGCUACUUCAUCUGGGUGUGUCACCGUGGACCCAGGAUUCAAUCAUCUGGCCACUACAGGUUUAUUCUCGAACACUGUCCGUGUUGGUGCAAAUAUUACUGUUGAAGCCGUCACAGGAAAAAGAGGCAGCUUGUCUAUCGGUAUGGCAUCGCUUGGUGAAUACUUUGGUAGAAGGAGUUUGUUCAACGCAGACUGAUGCCGAGUACGGAGAUUUAAAUGUUGAACACGCCCAGUUACUGCUGUUCUUGUUCCAUUCAUUGAAUCUAAUGCAAAAGAAAUCCGUUCUACUAUUGACUGCUGGUGGUGUCAUUCGUUGUGCCGAAGUCUGUCGUGGAGUUACACCGGAAAAACCACUAAAAGAUCAUCAAAUCAUUCUACUAUCCAGGCUGCUGCUCUUCCUGGAGUACCUAAUGAAACAUUUGUACAAUUCGCCGACAGUUUUGCUGGAACAAGUUCGCUGGAACUUGUUCAGUGUCAUCACAUUGGAUCAAUCGCAAAAAGUGUCCGAUGCCGUGAGCAACAAGAUCAAAAUGAUGUCGUUCUGCCGCAGAGAACUGGAAGAAAAGUAUCGAAAACAUUCGACCGAUUAUGGAUCCGGCGUUCGGCCGAAAUUUUAUUCGCUCACCGUUGUCGACACAAAAAUCCAACAAGAAUUCAAGUUGGACGGUUUGGCGUGGAAUUUCAUCUUGUGCACACCCGACAAAUUGAAAUAUCCUCUGUUAGUCGAUGCACUCAUUGACAUCUUGGGCAUAACGGAUAUCUGUAUGGCGAAGGUGUCGUUUCAAACAUUGUGCGCGGUGAAUUAUUGCUUUGGAUUGUGCUGGAAGUUGCUGCUAGGACUACCACCGUCAACAGCACACGUGGAAGCAUUGAUGCAGGAUAAAACACCGAAUCUACAUUUGCUUGCUUGGGGUGUACGGUGUCUACAGGCCGUGCCAUCAUCAAGUUACUUGAUUGUCAACAGUUUGGUGAAACAGGGAAUGUUUACGCAAUUCGCUGAAGGCCUGUGGAAUAAAAUUACCGAGCACGUUUCCGACAUCAAGUACAGCCUGAAGCAAACCAUUCUAGGAUUGGAAUCGUUCAAUAAGACAUUUUGGAUACAAAAUCCCCGAUUGUCCAAAAUCAUCAUGUUGGACGCACUGGUGUCUCACUUGUAUGUUAUUUAUUGGAGUGAAAAAGAAGGCGUAAAACCAGCUGUUACAAGCGGUACAGUAACACCGACGAAAAAUAAUGCCGCAUCGUCGCCGUCCGAAUUUAUUCCACCGUCGCCGGAAUCAUCAUCCUCCGCGACUGAGGCAUCGAAAGUGUCGGGAACAGAUGAUACAAAAACCAUACCAAUCACAACAAACGAUGAGUUAGUCAAGGAAUUGAUGACCAAAGCUUUGAAUGCAUUGGAAACCAUCAAAGAAUGUGUAUUCAAAUUGAACUUGUCAAGUCUGCACGGAACUAUUCCGAUCGUACUACUGGAAUCGCUGAUUUCAAUUGCUGGACACAAGAACACUUUCUGCUCGGAUAUUGCACUGCAAUUUCCGCUACUAUUGUCUGGCCAAGACAAGGACAUCAUCCUGACCGAAUGGAACAAAAACCUGCUCGUCAUCAGUGAAGACAAUCUAACACCAGUCAUACGUCCAGUUGAAUAUCACACAUUGGCCGUCAUUGAUGCACAUCUCAACGAAGUGUACAAAUGUCCAACAUAUUCGAUCGUAUUGUCGAUGAAACAUACUAUGAAAUCGAUCAUGAAUUUGGUGUAUUAUCUACUGCCAGCAUGCAAGGAUGUCAUUCCGCUGGAAGAUCGUUUGAAAUCACUGUUGGUCACUCUGUUGUUUGACGUUCGCACUGAGUUCUUGUACGACAUAUCGAAUAAAUGUUUGGAGCUGCUGAUCGGCAAAGAUUCCACAUCGAAUGCCUACGUCUUUCCGAUUUAUUUGAACAUCCUGAAGCACACCUACAAGCUGCUGAUCGAUUUUGCUGAUAUUUCCAGCCAAGGCCGAAAUGUUGGCCUCAACGAAUCAGUUUUGCACAACGUCCUGAAAUGCUGGGAACAAAUGUUGGAGAAACCGGUUGGCUUGAAGGCGAUGCACGAAUUUUUCUCGGUCACAAAACAGGGAAAUUUGGUCCAGGUGUUGCUCAGUUUUGCCAACACAUCACUGUCUCAACUGUUUUCCACCAAAGUCUUACAGUUCUUCGAAAAACUGUUCCAAUCGUCCGAGAAGGCAGACUCCACAUUCAAAUUGGACGAGCUGUGUGCAUGUGUAUCCGAAUUGGGUCAAGUCGAAAACGCCAAAUUGAAAACUUGGUUGAGUCACAUCCUAUUGGGCCCAGUCAAUGCGAAUGUUGCGUCCAGUGCUACAUCAAGUAACGUUCAAACACCGACCAAUAUGGCAACAGUGUCCGCUAUUCCAAGCAUAUCCGAUCAAAUGGUUCAACCAUCUGAACUAGCAUUGGAUCCAAAUGUAAUGGACAUUGAUUAUGACUGUUCGGGAGCUGCAGCUGCAGGACCGUCAAGCGCGUGGCACGCGAGUAUUACAACUAAUCGUUCUGGUUCCGUUACUCCGAACGAAGAAUGCUUGGAGAAAAAUGGUCGAUUGUUACAGACGCUGACCAAGUACAUUGUGACAGAGAAUCGCAUAUCACCAAAUGUAUCGGCGUCACUAUUUCAAGCACUUGUCCAAUUGGGACAGAAUCUACUGUGUCCCACUCAAGAUGCGAUUGAAUUCAAUGAUAUACUGCAAGUCAUGGUUACACUAGCUGACGCUGGUCAUGGUAAAGGACAUUCGUCACUGUUCUCAGCUGCGAUUGACUGGUUGGACGUGUCCAAAAAUCAUGUGAUGGAGAAGUCCCAAACCGAGAAACCCACCAAAAUUAACGUGACAUUCCAAAACGUCUCGUCAUUGUUGCGUUACAUGGCCGAUUUGUUGCAAGGGCUUGGAUUUCCCGCUAACAAUCGAUCAACUAAUCCACCCUGGGAAGAUGAACAACCACCCGAUUUUGAAGAUUGCUUUGAUGAUGUGACUGGCGAAGAUGAGGACAGCUCGUUGGAAGAUUCGGACGAGGACAGUCUGGGUUCGAAAUUGUGCACGUAUUCCCUAACCGAGAAGGAGUACAUGAUUCAGCAUUGGUACAAUUGUCACACAUGCAAAAUGGUCGACAGUGUUGGCGUGUGUUCGAUUUGUGCACGAGUCUGUCACAAAAACCACGAUCUCAGUUAUGCAAAGCACGGAAAUUUCUUUUGCGAUUGCGGAGCGAAGACAGACGGUUCUUGCCAAGCACUAACAAAACGGAACCACUCGCAACCGUCCGAGUCAUCGAUGAACGCUGGAUUCUCUGCAGAUGCUCCCACAACGAGCUCAAUUCGACGACGGGCUACUAUCAGCCCAUCUCGCAAUUCCCAUGCACAACGUGAUCAUGCGAAUAAUAUGGAACGAGCUCUGCAAAUAGCCAAAUUGAUAGAAGUAUCAAAGGAUGCACUCAAAAAUCCCGAGCAAUGGAAGUCCGUUCUGCGUUGCCUGUUGGACUUCUUUGAGUUCCUAUUGCCAUCGGUCAAGGAAAACUGUGCAAAAUACUCAACUGUCGGAUGCCAUUUGAGAGCGAAAAAUGCAUUGGAUCGACUUCACCAGCCAGACAAAACAUUUUCAAUUACGGAUCAAAUCAUGUUACCGACAUUGGGUUCGCAAGAGGGUGCCUUCGAAAAUGUACGCUCGAACUUCGUUGGUGAUCAAGCACAAAUAAUUCGUCAACUAAUCGCAUCAAAUACCGUACGUCGCGUCGGUUUGUGCUGCUUAUCGUCGCCGCACGGAAAACGUCAACAUUUGGCGGUCUCACACGAGAAAGGAAAGGUGACGAUUCUACAGCUGUCAUCUCUGCUGAAACAGGCUGAUGUAGCCAAGAAGAAGCUGACCCUUUCACGUUUGGCCUCGGCACCUAUUUCGUGCACCAUUAUGUCUCUGGCAUCGAAUCCAUCUAACGAAGAAUUUUUGGCUGUUUGCGGCUUGAAGGAGUGCCAUGUGUUGCUGUCGUUCUCGAGCACCGGAACUGUGACCGAACACAUUGUUAUUACGCCACAACUGGAAACUGGAAAUUACAUAAAACGAGCACUCUGGCUACCCGGCUCACAAACAAUGCUGGCUAUUAUUACGUGUGACUACGUCAAGAUCUAUGAAUUAUCAGAAGACACAUACAGUCCGCAAUAUUACUUUGUUGUGCCGAGUGGAAAGAUACGCGACUGUACAUUCGUCUAUCAGUCGGGCACUUACUAUCUCUUGCUUUUCGCAUCUUCCGGCUAUAUAUACACCCAACCGCUAGUCGACGAGAGUCUAGCCAAACACGGAGCUUUCUACGUCACCAACACUUUGGAAAUCGAUCAUCCGUUGAUUUUUGAAAGCAAAGGAGCAUUAGGCGAAGGUGGCGCAUCUAUAUACUACUCACAUGUCUUGCAGAUAUUAUUCUUCAGUUAUUCCAUCGGUAAGAAUUUCAUGGCACCAUUAACCGAUGUCAAUAAGGGCGUAAAGAACGUUGUGCUGUUGCAAAUGACUCCACAGUCGAAGAAUUCAUCAAAAUCAACAAGUCAGGCCCUGAUGCAAUGGAGUGAAGUGGCUGGUCAUCCCGGAUUGAUAUUCGCCAUGCAAAAUCAAUCGAACAAUCCGGUCAUAUUUAUGCUGAAACCGGAAGGAAUUUUGAUGCAAGAGAUUAAGUACAGCAGCGCCAAGGCUAAAAUCAUUGACAUGGUAGCCAUUCGUCACACGACGAGCGGUGUCGAACGUACAACAUUGUUGUUAUUGUGUGAAGAUGGCAGUCUUCGAAUAUUUGCCGCUAAUCCGAAAGUCACCAACUUUUGGCUGUCACCCGAAGUUCAACCGGUUGCCAAUCAGUUAUAUCAAACGUUCCAACCGAAAUCACUGCGUCGAUCGAAGAAAAUUGGCCAAAAGAAUCAGCCUGGACACGGAAAUGUUACAUCAUCCGGCCAGGCACAAUUUCCGAUUGACUUUUUCGAGCACUACACAUUGCUGCACGAUAUCGACUACGGUGGUUGUGAUUUGCUUCAAAUUUAUAACACUCAGCAGCUGAAGCAUCGCAUCGACACCACUGGACUUUACGUUGUUUCUACAAAGUCGACCGGCUUUGUUCUGGAAGUAAUCAACAAUGAUCCUAAGAUUGUUAUGACCGGCUUUCGCAUACUGAUCGGUACCCAAGAUCCUGUCCGUGCCCCGCCGACUGUUACAGUUUAUGGUCGUGUUGUCAAUACGUAUACCACUCGACCGCGUUGGUUUGACAUUCCCCUUACACACGAAGAAAGUCUACGCAGCGACAAGAAAUUAAGUAUUUUGUUCGGUCCGACUCAAGAUCCGGACAAAGUGUGCAUGUUGGACUGUAUCAAGGUCUAUGGCAAGAGCAAAGAGCUAAUCGGAUGGCCCGAAGAGUCUGAUGAUGCUGUAGCCAAUUCCAAUGCGAAUAGCAGUCAACUAGCAGCAAAUGCAGCAACGUGUGCUCUACAGUCCAGCGAAUCCACCGUCCAGACUAUUACACCGUUGGACAAGAUGUUGACCAUAAUGUUGGAAGUACUCGAUAGCGGUCUUGGCAUUUUAGGAGCGUCCAAAAAUGAAGAUCUUCAAUUGAAGAAAAAAUCCAUUGAAAUCGCUACGUAUCUACUGCUGUACCCGUUGCCGAACGUUGUGCAAAAUCAAGCGAAAUGGGUGCUUGCAACUCUGCACAACAAUCGCGCAGCCUACAAUGCGUACAAAGAUAAAGAAAUUCUCAGUGAAGUGAAUUCAGAACUGGAGAAAUUGAAGGCGAGUCGUGACCUACGGAAUAUCGAUCCGGAAGCAUUCUUCAGAUUGGUUGUGUUGACACGAAAUAUUGCAGUUGCUAGACCCCAAGCACUCACCAAAAUUACAAUGGACAACCAAUUCGACAUUGUUACAUCAUUCAUGGUACUGUUGAAGGGACUGCACAGCAUCACACCCAACUACGAACUACAGUCAUCUAUCGUCCGAGUGGGAUUGUCACACACCGAAUCGACAAUCCAAUGUUUAGUCGAGAUAAUUUAUGCAUUCGCUUUGUCCGAUCAAAAACUGGUCGACCAAAUGACAUCGUUUUUGGUACAAUUACUUUUGGAUAAAUCGAGCAUUAUCAGUCACAGUGCCAAACAGGCUAUGAUACGUCUAUUGCGACCAGCACGAGUUAAGCGACGUAAAGUCUUAAUCGGAACUCCGCCGGAAUGUGCAUCCCCUGCAAACAAGGAACAAGAACCGACUGAGGAAGGAGCCGUAGGUGGAGUGGCGAACAACGAACAAAUGUUGAAUGCUCAACAAAUUGCUGCACUGGGAUUGGAAGGUGCCGUUGGAACGUCGAAUCCCCAAGAUCUAUCAUCGGUGGAGGCAAUGUUGGGAAUGGGUGCUGGAGCCGUUGGUGGUUUUCCGCAAAUGAUGCACAUGCAACAGGAUGCAGAUGACGAAGCAAUUUUGGAAAUUGCUAUCGCACUCAGCUUACAAGAGCACGAAAUACCUGUGCUUCAACAGAGUCUGGCCGAUUUGCAGCGUGGCAUUCGUUUUCCAUCGUUAAACGAUGUGGAAGCUCCGCCGGAAUUUUUCAACACUUCAAUGAUGUCCACAGCUGGAUCGGAUGAUGAAGGCUCGAAUGCAGCAACAGAAGGAUCCACCUUGCGUACGUCGCCCGCUGAACAUGCCGGCAGUGUUGGUUCGGAAAGUGGAGGAAGUGGAGUCGACAGCAUUGGAGGUGCUUCGGGCCGAAGCAGUAACUACGGCGAUCAACUGAAUCAAUCACCACCUAGAAUCGAAUCGAAAUUGCAGUCGUUAACAGUACAAGAGGUACAAGAAGAGCAGGAAACUUCUACGGAGAUUGAGAUUACUCAUAAAUUGCAUACGUUAAGAAUCAACAUUCUCCAAAAGAUGGUCGAGCAGAUAAAGAGUCUAAACUCAAUCGAUGGACAUCAAUCGAUUCCAUUCAUGCAAGUCAUAUUGAUGUUGACUGCAGAUUUGGAUGGAAGUCAAGAGACCGAUCAAAAUGUACUGUCCAAGCUGCUAUCCGCAUUGAUUGAUCGCCUGGAAAUUUCACCGUCUGCUGAACCGAAUCAAAUGGCAUCACGAUCAGCGAAAACGGAGGUUCAGCUGGUCAUUCUGCGUCUGGUGCACGUUCUCAUGGCGAAAAUAAAAUCAUCCAAAUCGUCAUCCCAUUCGACGAAUACGGCAGCAGUAAGUCAACAAACCCGUGACAAUUCGACGUUUGUUGGGACAGCUACAGCGAAUGCAUUGCUGGAAUGCGGUGCUAUACCCUAUUGUCUAUCGAUAUUGAAGGCUUUCCUGCCAUACUGGCGAAAUGUGUCCAACAAUGACAAGACAGCUGUUAGCGGAACAUCAAUCAUAACGACAUCCGCCGGUCCCACAACAAACAACACGCUCAAAGUGCACGUCCACGGUCCAGAUCGAGAUCUGACACCAUUUUUUGGAGGGCCAAACGAUAAAAAUGAUAAGAAUGCUGACGUUUUCGAACAAUACUCGGCCAGCAUAACGGAAAUCGCCGUUCGACUACCGUAUCAAAUACUAAAAUUGACUACCAACAGUCCGGCUUCGUUCGAAUGGUACACAAACAUUUACGAGUACAUGUCGCACACCCUCUGUGAAUAUAUGAUGGUUGUGACGUCGCAAAUAUUACGUCGAAUCAUCCGUAAGCUUUUGUUGUACGUCUGCGGCAGCAAGGACAAAUAUCGGCAAUCUCGUGACAUUCAUUCGUUGGACACUCACAUCAAAAUGAUCAAGCACAAUGACACGACAAUGGCUACGCAGUUGACGACCGUUCAAAAUAAUCCGGUUCUGAAUUACGAUGCCCUCGUUGAGUUAAUGGAGCAUUUGAAAGGUUGCCUCGAUGUUGCAUCAGUACGCACGGGCAACUGGCAACGAUUCUGCGUUCAACAUAACGAUGUUUUACCAUCGCUCAUCCGAAUCGGUACGAAUCAAUUGGCUGAAGGUGUUGCACCGGUGAUCUUACAACUGUUGCAAGGAGCCAUCUGUAACUUACACGAAAAAGACACAAAGAAUGCAGCGGCCGUCAAAAUGCGUCAGGAUCGGGACAAGUCUGAAGACGCUGAACUGUUUCCCGAUUCGAAAUUCGACCAGAAUAUGUGUUCCGUGCUAGUGGCCAAUAUUUUCGCUCAAGUGACGCCGGCAACGUUGACGAAAUUCAUCAAAAUUUAUCUGCUCGAAACGAACACUCUGUCGGUUCGUUGGCAGGCUCACGGAUUGAUUUACGCGUUCUACGAAAACAGCAAUUUGGCUCAGAAAGAACGUCUACUGAACAGUAUGUGGGAUUUGUGGCCACUACUACCGGCUUAUGGUCGUCGAACUGCUCAAUUUGUUGAUCUGUUGGGCUACCUCACAUUGACCACGAAAGAAAUCAGCGAAAAACUUCCCGAAUACAUGGGACUAGCGGUGUCCGUGCUUCGUCAACAGAACGAACGGAUCUCCAAACAUCCCAAUGCACCGAUCUACACAGCUCUCGGUCAAGUAUUGGAGCUGGAGGGAUAUUAUCUUGAGUCCGAACCGUGUUUGGUGUGCAACAAUCCCGAAGUUCCGAUGUCCAACAUAAAACUUUCGUCGGUUAAACAGGACUCCAAAUUCACCACAACCACAACGAUUGUGAAAUUGACUCAGAGUCACAUUAUUUCGAAGAUCAUAUUACGGAUUGCCGAUGCCAAGCGCACGAAAAUGGUUCGAACGAUCAACAUUUAUUACAACAAUCGUACUGUUCAAGCCGUUGUUGAACUGAAAAAUCGCCCAUCUAUGUGGCACAAGGCCCGAAAAGUUACACUCGACUACUCACAGGUGGAAGAGAAAAUUGAAUUCCCUCUGCCGAUCACCGCUUGCAAUCUGAUGAUUGAAUAUGCCGACUUUUACGAGACCGUUACGGGAUCCAGUGAGAAUUUACAAUGUCCUCGAUGCAGUGCAGCUGUGCCAGCCAAUCCCGGUGUGUGCGGAAACUGUGGAGAAAAUGUCUACCAAUGCCAUAAAUGCCGUGCCAUCAACUACGAUGAAAAGGAUCCGUUUUUGUGUCAUUCGUGUGGCUUCUGUAAGUACGCUAAAUUUGACUACAACAUUUAUGGACGAGCCUGCUGUGCUGUUGAUCCAAUCGAGUCGGCAGAUGAUCGUGCCAAGACAGUCCUAACCAUUCACAAUUUAUUGGAGAAAGCCGAUCGAGUCUAUCGUUCGCUUCAAGAAAACAAACAAAUCCUCGAGCUGCUCGUUCAGAAAGUUGCCGAUCAGAAAUUGGAUCGCAUUUCGGAUGAAUCAAUCCUCGGCAAUGUCGUUGCAACAUCUCAAGUCAAUAAGGUCAUUCAACUUCUGGCUCAAAAGUAUUGCGUCGAAUCCAAAAAUUCAUUCGAGGAAUUGAGCAAACACAUCCAGAAAGUGCAGGCUUGCCGCCGUGAAUUGGUGUCUUACGAUCGCAGUCAAAUGGACCUGCCCGCAUCGUUAGAAAACUCGAAUGAUUCGGUGGUGAUUCACAAUCGCUGCUAUGGAUGUGCAUUAGCAUCGACCGAACAGUGUUUGACUCUGUUACGAGCUAUGGCAUCGAAUGUUCACUGUCGCAUUGGAUUGUGUCAACAGGGAUUGGUCGACGAACUGGCACAGAAUAAUUUACGCCGUGGAACGAUACAAAUUCAGGAGGAGGUCCGUCAUUUACUGUGCUUGCUGACCAGAGAUCUACCGGAAGCUACACAGUCUUUAUGCAAUUUGAUCCUAACUCGCGUAAAAUUGGUGCUCAGCGGAAUCGCACCGUUUUCGAACAUUGACUCAUCUUUGCGUCAUGAAAUGUCCCUGUUGGAGAGCAUGGUAGCCCAUGACGAUUCUUGCUGGGAACAGAAAUUGAAAGUUGUCCUGGAAAUAUUUUUGCUGGCAUGCCGUGAUGUACGCGGUCCACCGGUCUCAGUUUUGCAACCAUGUCUUAAAGUCUUGGAAAAUCUAAUUUGUCCAGGUGCUCCGAAAAGCAAAACCAACAAGGAUCUUACUACCGAACAGCUUUACACCAUCAAACCUGUUGGUGGACUUACAGUUGACUACAGAGGAUGGCUGACCGAUGAUCCAAUCCAUUCGUUUGACGCAUGGAGAGCUCGUAUGCCGCCAAUAGUUAAACCAUCUACCACUAAACCAACCGUUCAGGAUAAACCGUUGAACGAAGAUGAAGAGCCGGUAAAAGGAGGAGCUGAUUCUGCAUUGAACCGAUCUAAAGUUCCCAGGAUGUUUAUUGCGGUACUGGAGAAGAAACGACAAAAGUUCAGAACGGCAUAUUUGACCGAAAAAUAUGGUUUGAAAUGGCGCAGAAAGGUUCUAUCAAAGGGUGUACGUCAUCAACCAUUGAAACUGACCGCAUCUUGGCUCCAAUCGAUUCUCUUCAAUGGCAAUUCACGCAUCGCUCGACAACUAGCCACAGCCCUAAUACCGGCACUGAUCAACAAAGAUUUCGAGCGUAAACGUGAGAUUCUGGAUCUGUUGACUGGCUUUUUGAAGUACAUUGGAGAAGCGGAAGAGGCCAGCGACGAAUUCGUCAUCUUAUAUCGUUGCCUGGCUAAAGACACACCGUGGAGACAAUAUCUGAUUGUGAAAAAGGUCUUGGUACUCAUAACCGAUCUACUGGCGGUGGAAAUUGAAAAGAUUCAUCGCUUGGAGGAUACAACGUUGUCAUCUGACUUGGCUCAAGGAUAUGCACUGCGACAGCUUGUCGAAUUGCUGGCCAUGUUCAUUGACAAUCCGAAGAUCUUGCAAGUUUACAAGUCGAAAUUGGUCGGACCGGUGUUGCAGAGUUAUUUGUCAUUGAGGAAACUCGUCGUACAGCGUACUCGUUUGGUCGACGAUUCUCAGCAGAAGUUGCUAGAAAUGCUCGAAGAAAUGACAACUGGCACUGAGGACGAGACGCGAGCCUUUAUGUCCGUAUUGAUUAACACCGUUCGCACAACACCGAUGAACGACAUCAAAACGCCAGUGUUCAUAUUCGAACGACUCUGUUCGAUCAUUCAUCCUGAGGAAAAUGACGUCGGCGAAUUUUUCCUAACACUCGAGAAGGACGCGCAACAAGAAGACUUCUUACAAGGAAGAAUGCUGGGCAAUCCGUAUCCGUCCAGUGAAGGUGGAUUAGGUCCGUUGAUGCGAGAUGUGAAAAAUAAAAUUUGCACCGACUGUGAACUGGUAGCGUUGCUGGAAGACGAUAAUGGCAUGGAGUUGCUGGUGCACAAUAAAAUUAUCAGCCUGGAUCUACCCGUAAAGGAAGUGUACAAGAAAAUCUGGUUGGCUGAGGGUGGUGAACGUGACACAAUGCGAAUCGUUUAUCGUAUGCGUGGCCUUAUGGGCGAUGCAACCGAAGAAUUUGUUGAAACGUUGCACAAUAAAAGUGUCGUCGAGGUGGAUAACGAGCAACUUUAUCGCAUGGCGAAUGUGUUAGCCGAUUGUGGUGGACUGAAAGUGAUGCUGGAUCGAAUUGUUGGUCUCCAAAGUAUCAUGCGUUCGCGAUCCUUGCUACAAGUUCUGUUGAAACUUUUCCUGCUUGCUGUCAAAGUCAGACGUUGCAAAGAAGUGUUGUGUCAACCGGAACUGGGCGCCAUCAAUACAUUGCUCAAAGUGUUGCAGCUAUGUCUACAAGGUGAAAAUGAUUCACAGCAGUCAGCCGUGACGGAACAGCUACUUGAAAUUAUGGAAACUAUUCUAAGCAAAGCCGCCAGCGAUACAUUGGACUCAUUCCUACAAUUCUCGUUAACAUUCGGUGGUCUAGAAUACGUCACAGCGUUGAUAUCGUGCACUAAUUGUACGAAUGUUCGCAACAGUCCAUCAGUUUUACGGCACUUGAUUCGAGUUUUGGCUGCGCUGGUGUACGGAAACGAUUUGAAAAUGGCUUUACUGUGCGAACACUUCAAGGACGCUUUGAAUUUCCAAGCAUUCGACUCCGAGUACAUGGUUGACACCGAAUUCCGUAUGGAGCUGUUCUGUGUCUUGACGAAUCAAAUCGAACACAAUUCGAUCGGUGGAACGUUAAAAGAUUACAUCAUCGGACUGGGAAUAGUGGAAAAGUCUAUCGAAUACAUACGAACACAUGCACCCUGCGUGAAGCCAACGCUACUGCGAACUGAUUCCGAUGAACUGAAAGAAUUCAUAUCUCGACCAUCGUUGAAAUACAUUUUGCGAUUCCUCACCGGAUUGGCAAACAAACACGAGGCCACCCAGUUGGCAAUUGCUAAAGAAAUCAUCCCGAUCAUUCAUCGAUUGGAGCAGGUGUCCAGUGACGAGCAUGUCGGAAGUUUAGCGGAAAAUUUGAUGGAUUCAUUGUGCACCGAUCCGACAACCGCAAAAUGCGUCCAAGAGGUUCGAGACUUCACCCGUGCCGAAAAGAAACGGCUUGCAAUGGUAACCAGAGAAAAGCAGUUGGAUGCGCUGGGAAUGCGAACGAAUGAAAAGGGUCAAGUGACUGCUAAGGGAUCAAUUUUGCAGAAAAUUGAAAAAUUACGCGAGGAAACGGGAUUGACUUGCUUCAUUUGCCGAGAGGGGUACGCAUGUCAGCCGUCAAAGGUACUCGGAAUUUACACUUUCACCAAGCGAACAAACAUUGAAGAAUUUGAGCAGAAAUCACGAAAGACAAUCGGCUACACCACAGUCACACAUUUCAAUGUCGUGCACAUUGAUUGCCAUAUGUCGGCGAUUCGUUUGGCUCGCGGACGUGAUGAAUGGGAAAGUGCUAGUCUGCAGAAUGCCAACACCCGUUGCAACGGUUUAUUGCCACUGUGGGGACCGGAUGUUUUAGAAACAGCAUUCGCUUCGUGCAUGACCCGACACAAUAGCAACAUGCAAGAAAGUACUCAACGCUGUGAAAUUACAUUCAACAGCGCCAUUCACGAUCUUAAACUAUUACUGCUGCGAUUUGCUCAAGAGAAAAGUUUCCAUGACGAUGCUGGCGGUGGCGGGCCACAAUCGAACAUGCAUUUAGUUCCUUAUUUGCUCUUCUACUCACUGUACAUUUUGCUGUCGUCGCGAAACUAUACACGAGAAGAAAAGACCUUAACCACGGCUUUGACAUCCACAAUAAACGAACGGUGGCUGGAAUGUGCCUAUGAAGUGGAAGGACCAUUCUACCAAAUAACUUUAUCAUUGGCUCUGCAUACACCGGAUCUAUGGCAGAAGCACCGAAUUGCGCACCUGAAACGGUUGAUUGUGGCCGGACACGCAAGAAGCACUAGUCCCGCAGCUGUAUGCAAAUCCGUUUCCGACAACAAACCGAAAGACUAUGCCGUCUAUAAGCCAUUUUUGAUGAUGUGGGCAAUGGUUGACUGCAUCUACUCGGAUCUGUUCAAAACGGUACAAACGCCCAAAGAGGAAGACUGGCCCAUAUCAUUGUUCGACUACAUUCGACGCAACGACGAGGCAAUGCUCAAAGCAACGGAUAAAAUUUUGGAAACCUUUACCGAGCAAUUUAUACCGUGUGCCGAUUUCACCGAAUUUUGUGAUGUAGCAGGUCUGUUGAACACAAUCGACGAUCCGAUGGGAUUUUUGAACGAACUUAUUGGCUCCCUACCAUCGGCGUCAGCAUAAUGGUUACUGUUAGACGAUGGUCGAUUCGUCACAUUUAUCUAAUUAACAAUUUUAUUCAUAAGCCCCAGUAUAUUUGUCAUAUUCAAUACACGUGAAUUUAGUGAAUCAAUGUUUUCAUCAAAAUUACAGCGUUAAACGCAUAAUCACCAAAAUAAAUUUCUAGAAUUGGA